This is a messenger RNA of Ostreococcus tauri, 2187 nucleotides long. RefSeq names its product Glutamyl/glutaminyl-tRNA synthetase, class Ib,anti-codon binding domain. Gene Ontology annotation, molecular function: ATP binding; glutamine-tRNA ligase activity. Gene Ontology annotation, cellular component: cytosol; cytoplasm. The record is from RefSeq and is a predicted model, not a curated record. Bases 1 to 2187 code for a protein of 728 amino acids. Gene Ontology annotation, biological process: glutaminyl-tRNA aminoacylation; translation. The transcript has a single exon. Lineage: Eukaryota; Viridiplantae; Chlorophyta; Mamiellophyceae; Mamiellales; Bathycoccaceae.
AUGGCGGACGAGGACGCGCGCGAGGGGGUCUCGGACGAGAGCGCGCGGAAGAACGACGCGAAACGGGCGCUGAAGGAGGCGCAGAAGAGAUCAAAAAAGCGACCGGAUGCUCGAGGGUUGGAACUCAUCGAACUCGGGAUGCGAUCGAUGGGACUCAAGGCGUACGACGAAGCGAGAGCGAUGUUUGAGGAGGCGGAGAGAGUGUGCGCGAACUCGGACGCGCGCGCUGAGAAGGCGCCGAAGGAGACGAGGGAGGGUGGGAAGGCGAAGGGUGAAAAGGGCGGAAAGGGCGACGCGGGAAAGGAGGAGACGCGAGACGCGCUGGACGCGACGCAUCUCCCGGAACCGGGAUCCGAGGGGCACAUCACGGCGAAAAUGAAGGAGAAUUUGCCUCCGGGGUCGAAGAACUACGCGGUGAACUCGGUGAAAGCGAUGACGGAUCACUUGAAGGCGACGGAAGGACGCUGGCGGACGCGGUUUCCGCCAGAGCCGAAUGGAUAUCUGCACAUCGGUCACGCCAAGGCGAUGUACUUCGAUUUCGGCGUCGCGAAACGACACGGAGGGACGACGAUUCUGCGCUUUGAUGACACGAAUCCGGCGGCAGAAAAGCAAGAGUACAUCGAUAGCAUCAUCAGUUCGGUGAAGUGGUUGGGACACGAACCUGUGGAGACGACGUACUCGAGCGAUUAUUUCGACAAGCUGUACGAUUUCGCGGUGGAGCUCAUCAAGAACGGGAAGGCAUACGUUUGCUUUCAGCAGAAGGAAGAGGUAGGCGCUUCGCGCAAGAUUAUUCAAUCGUUCCAAAGGAUGUGUGCUGAGGGCAAUUUGCCUCGAUACGAGACGCCUCUUCCCAAGGGAGCAGAGAGUCCGUGGAGAGAGACCAGCCCGGAGGAGAACUUAGCGCUGUUCGAGAAGAUGAAAAAUAGAGAGUUCAAGGAGGGUGAGUGUUGCUUGCGCAUGAAGGGUGAUUUGCGAAGCGAUAUCCCGAGUAUGUGGGAUCUCGCGGCGUAUCGCAUCAAGUACGAGACGCAUCCGCACUCGGGCGAUAAGUGGUGCAUCUAUCCGACGUACGAUUAUACGCAUUGUCUUGUGGACAGUUUGGAAAACAUAACCCACUCGCUGUGUACACUUGAGUUCGAAACGCGGCAAGCGCCGAACGGGUCGUAUUACUGGCUCUUGGAUGCGCUCGAUGCGUACAAGCCCGUUACGUGGGAGUUCUCUCGAUGCAACAUCACGUACAACGUGAUGAGCAAGCGUAAGCUGAACACCCUCGUCACCAAGGGUUACGUCAACGGAUGGGACGAUCCUCGUCUGCUCACGCUUGAGGGUCUUCGGCGACGAGGCUACACAGCGCGCGCGGUUAAUAGAUUCUGCUCCAUUCUCGGUGUGACGCGUAACGACAACACUCAGCCCUUGGGCAAACUCGAGGAGGUAAUGCGGGACGAGAUGAAGGACACGGCGUCGAGGUACUUCGCGGUACUGGAUCCGGUAGAGGUGAACAUCACGAACCAUCCGGGUGGAGAGAUCAUAUGCGAGGCACCGGUGCAUCCCUCGUUCCCGGAACGCGGUAUGCGCCGAAUCAAUUUGACGCCGACAAUUUUCAUCGAGCAGUCGGACUUCAAGACCGAAGAUGUGGACGGAUAUUUCGGAUUGGCUCCGGGUAAGAAGAUUCGAUUGCAGUUCGGAUACGACAUAACGUGCACCGGUUUCGAGACGAACGAGGAUGGAUCCGUCAAGAAGAUUGAUGUUACUAUUGACAUGGAGUCACGUGCGCAAAAGCCACCCAAGGGUAUCCUUCACUGGGCGACGACGGAUUUCGUCAAGGGUGAGUGUAGAUUGUACGACAAACUCUUCUCGGUGGAGAUCCCGGGCAAGGCUGAAGCGUCUGCGGGCGCCGAGGAGUUGGAAAACGCUCCUACGGUUGAGGACGAUGAUGACGAGGAAGAGGAAGCGGGCGUGGGCUCAGUCGACUGGUUGUCGCAACUCAAUCCGAAUUCGCUCAUCAUUCAUAAGAACGCGCUUCUCGAGCCAUCGCUCGUGCAAUUUGCGGCUAAACCGCUCGAAACGCAAGUUCAAUUGCAGCGUCUCGGCUUCUUCACUUUCGAUAAGGACAGCACGGCUGCGGCACCGGUGAUGAACCGAAUCGUCACUCUCAAGGAGUCGGCGCUGAAGAAGCAAAUCAAGUGA